Messenger RNA from Tachysurus vachellii, 972 nucleotides. RefSeq names its product odorant receptor 131-2-like. The transcript has a single exon. Gene Ontology annotation, molecular function: G protein-coupled receptor activity. NCBI's taxonomy places the organism in Eukaryota, Metazoa, Chordata, Actinopteri, Siluriformes, Bagridae. Bases 1 to 972 code for a protein of 323 amino acids. Gene Ontology annotation, biological process: G protein-coupled receptor signaling pathway. Gene Ontology annotation, cellular component: membrane. The record is from RefSeq and is a predicted model, not a curated record.
AUGUGUACAGAGGAAUGCAACAGCAGUCAGCAUUUACAACUUGUCCAGUCAAAAUCAAUAAGAUUGAAUGUAUCAAUGGCCAUAACCCAAAUUUUUAUAUGGCCAUUCAUUUAUAUCAACAUCCUCAUGCUUCUAACCUUCUCCAGAAAACAAGCCUUCAGGACUGAAACACGCUACAUACUGUUCGCCCAUACACUAAUUGUGGACUUGAUUUUUCUUAUGCUGACAGAUAUUGUAGUAAUUCUCUCAUACAGUCAUGUGCUGAUGCCCAUGGCGUUCUGUGUCCCAUUUUGUAUGCUCAUGGAGACACUUACAACAUGUACACCACUAACUAUCACUGCAAUGUGUGUGGAACGUUACGUGGCCAUUUGCAUGCCUCUAAGACAUAGUUCUAUCUCAACUGUCAGCAGGACCUUUACAGCUAUUUUUAUCAUUUGGGUCAUAGGUUCCCUAAAGUCAUUUGUGGAUAUGUUCAUCCUUGUCACAACUUCCUCGAAAGAAUAUCUGUCUCAGCUCACCUUCUGUCAUUAUGAAAUUAUGAUGCCAGAAAACUGGCACCGUUUAAUGAGGGGUGUUUUAUAUGUCAUUCAUUUCAUAAUAGUUUUACUUGUUGAGGUAUUUUGCUAUGUAAUGAUUGUGAUCUCUGCCCGAGCAGCCUCUGUUGACAAGAAGUCAGCAGUCAAAGGUCUUCGCACUAUCUCAUUGCAUAUGCUUCAGCUUACACUGUGUACAACUGAAAUUAUUUGUCCCUAUAUUGAAGCAUUAAUCAUGGAGCUAGAUAUUCAAAUAUAUUUGUCAGUUCGCUUUUUCAACUUCAUAAUGUUUACUGUCAUAGCUAAGGGAGUCAGUCCACUUGUAUAUGGGCUACGGGAUGAAACAUUUUAUAAUACCAUGCUGUGCUACAUCAGAUGUAGACAGAGUCAUAUUUCAUUUCAAGUAGAGUCCCAGUCAAAAAACAAUAAGAAGCAAUAA